UUAUGGCCCUAGUACCUGCCAACUCAAACCUCAGCGAAUGGGAUUAUUGGGAUCAGCGUCGCCGCUUGUGGCGUGAUUGGGAUCUUGUGGACUGGGAUGUGCCCUAUUACAAGAGAUUGCAGCGUGUCGGUUCAGCACCCGAUCUUAGCCGUGUGGUGGUGGGCAAGGAUGGCUUUGAGGCCAACAUCGAUGUGGGUCCCUUCAAGCCCUACGAGAUCACAGUGAAGACUUCAGCUGACACUGUCAUUGUGGAGGCCAAGCAUGAGAAGCGACGUGAUGGCGAUAGUUUUGUGGGACGCCACAUAGUCAAGCGUUUCAUUUUGCCCCGUGGCUACUAUCCCAACGAUGUGCGUGCGGAACUAAGCUCCGAUGGCAUUCUCAUAGUCAGAUGUCCCCCCUGCUCGACAACAGAGCGUAGUGUUUAUGUGCGACAAAUGGGUCUGCCCUAUCUGAGUCUAAAGCAUUAAGUUCAAAUUUAUUAUUUAAAAAUAUAAGAAAAAAAUCAUAAAAAAACAACCACCACUACCAAAAACAAAAAAAAAAAAAUUAUAUCUUAUUCAAGGUUACUGCGAACGAACGAACGUGUGGAAAAUUGCCGUAGAAACAAACAUAGCAUCAAGUAGUGUUGUUCAGUUUUAUUGUUAAUCUUGUUAAUUGUGCAAUCUUGAAUUAACCUCCUAAGAAUCGUUUAGCCCUUAAGUGUUUUCUCUUUUAGUUAGCCCUUAAUGAUUUUUUUUUUUUUGCCAAAAUCAUGAAAACAAUUUUAUUUUUUUUUUUUUUUGUAAUAACUUUUAGCACACAUUUCCUCUAUAAUUACCAAAAAAUAAUAUCGUUGAUAUAAGAAAACUGAUUGUAUUUGUUUGUAUUUCCAUAAUAAUAACCAUUACAUUUUUAGUUUUUGAAUAAAAAUAAUGAAAAAAUGUCAAAUCAAAAUGAAUGAAUGAAAUCGGCACCAGAAUGUCACAUAUGGGGGAAAAUACCAAAGCGUGCUUUAUACCCACCACCGCAAGAUGCGGAUAUAUUCAUUUUGUAAUUCCGUUUGCAACACAUCGAAAUAUCCAUUUCCGACCGUAAAAAUCUAAGACGAUCUAGCCAUGUCUGUCCGUCUGUCUGUUGAAAUCACGCUACAGUCUUAAAAAUUGAGAUAUUGAGCUGAUAUUUUGCACAGAUUCUUUUUUGCCAUUAGCAGUUUAAGUUCGAAGAUGACCUAUAUCUUGAUAUAGCCCCCAUAUAGCCCGAUCCGCCGAUUUAAGGUCUUAGUACCUUGAAAGCCACAUUUAUUAUCCGAUUUUGUUGAAAUUUGGGACUUUGAGUUGUAUUAAGCCCUUCGACAUCCUUCUUCCAUUUGGCCCAGAUCACUCCAGAUUUGGAUAUAGCUGCCAUAUAGACCGAUCAUCCGAUUUAGGGUCUUAGGCCCAUAAAAGCCACAUUUAUUAUCCGAUUUUGCUGAAAUUUGAGACAGUGAGGUGUGUUAGGCCCUUCGACAUCCUUCUUUAAUUUGGCCCAGAUCGGUCCAGAUUUGGAUAUAGCUGCCAUAUAGACCGAUCUCACGAUUUAAGGGUUUGGGCCCAUAAAAGGCGCAUUUAUUGUCCGAUGUCGCCGAAAUGUGGGGCAGUGAAUUAAGUUAAGCCCUUCGACAACCUUGCAAUUGUCAUCAUCAUCCUAUAUGGUGCUGAGGUCAUGUGGACGGAAUUUUAAUAAGUUUCUUUUGGUCAUUUUAUUUUACACUUGUGAUUUUCCACCAUGAACUGUUCAUUUAUAUGAGUAACAUAUGAGUGAGACAUUUAUGAUAUGUUUCCAAGCCAUUCAAAAGUUAAUCCAUUACCCUAAAUUUCGCCAUUUCAUCAAUAGUUGGCAAUGUUAGUAUAGAAUUUUAUUUCUUUUCUUUCCGCCUGGGUCAUUGUCAACUGCUCCAUGGCUACCAAAAGCAAGCAUUGGAUGCCUUUGAUGCUAGCACAUGUAUCAUUAUCAGUGUCUUGGCUUAUGUCAGACAUCAUGGCAGCCACAUGGACAUUUUUCCUUAACCUACAUUUUUUUACAAAAUAACAAAAACAAUUUAUUUAGGUAAACUAUGAACUUUUACCAAAAAACAUACCACAUUUGUUGUGCUCGUGUGUGUCUAAACUUAUGUUUCGAAGGGAUGACUCAUUUCAGCAUUUGAAUAUAUCCGAUAUUGAAUGGAAAGGAAAGUAAAAACAAUCAUAAACGUCAGUGAAGAACAUGUUUUGUCAACUAAAUAAAUGAGGAUGCCACUUAAUCUCUUUUUAUUGGAUUAAGUAGUUCCCCGAGUUAAACGAUUUAUAUGUCACUAUUCUUAAAAGAUAUACAAAAUAAAUUUGCUUUAAUUUGU
Molecule: messenger RNA, 2350 nt
Organism: Stomoxys calcitrans (stable fly)
Lineage: Eukaryota; Metazoa; Arthropoda; Insecta; Diptera; Muscidae
Product: heat shock protein 27
Exons: 1
Coding region: 3-467 (154 amino acids)
Biological process (GO): protein refolding; response to heat
Molecular function (GO): protein folding chaperone
Source: RefSeq, a predicted model, not a curated record